AUGGUUACUAAAGCCUCCCGUAGACUGCACUUCUUGAGACUACUUGCAAAGCAAGGGACCAGUGUCGCAGACCUAGUGACUAUCUACGUGUCCCUCGUGCGCCCAGUCCUUGAAUAUGGCCACGUCCUCCUUGUAGGCUGUAGCAAGGAACAGGAACGUGCAAUGCAGAGAGUCCAACAGCGAGCUCUACGGAUUAUCAGCCGAGCGGGCAGGCGCGAUGUGCCCGACCUGCCCACCCUCCAGUCGCGACGCGAGGAUGCAGCCGUCAAACUUUUCAGACAAAUGUUGGAUGCUGAGCAUCCCCUACAUGACCUGGUCCCAGCUUCCAGAUCAACUGCUACGGGACGAUCACUAAGAAACAAAAACACUAUCUCCAUCCCCCCAGCUAGAACUAAAAGACUCCAGAACUCCUUCCUGCACAAAGCCAUCAAGUUGUACAAUAAGACUAUAGACACUUAG
This is a messenger RNA of Branchiostoma floridae (Florida lancelet), 459 nucleotides long. RefSeq lists its product as uncharacterized. Lineage: Eukaryota; Metazoa; Chordata; Leptocardii; Amphioxiformes; Branchiostomatidae. Bases 1 to 459 code for a protein of 152 amino acids. The record is from RefSeq and is a predicted model, not a curated record. The transcript has a single exon.